Dreissena polymorpha is the source of this 2394-nucleotide messenger RNA. RefSeq names its product zinc finger protein zfp-1-like. Gene Ontology annotation, biological process: regulation of transcription by RNA polymerase II. Gene Ontology annotation, cellular component: nucleus. The coding region runs from base 128 to 2248 and encodes 706 amino acids. Gene Ontology annotation, molecular function: histone binding; nucleosome binding. The transcript has 20 exons. The record is from RefSeq and is a predicted model, not a curated record. Lineage: Eukaryota; Metazoa; Mollusca; Bivalvia; Myida; Dreissenidae.
AUGAACAAUACUUCGUUUUACGCAUGCCCGAGACUCAAACUAAAAUGGCGGCCUAGGGAAUGGAGAAUAUGGUUUUUAUUUGUUGUUACGGUUUUCGUAGCUCAAAAUCUGCUUAAUUUGAGAAAAGAUGAAAGAAAUGGUCGGAGGUUGUUGUGUUUGUUCGGACGAGCGAGGUUGGGCGGAAAACCCGCUGGUCUAUUGCGAUGGCAAUGGUUGCAGUGUUGCGGUUCAUCAAGCAUGCUAUGGAAUUAUUCAGGUGCCAACUGGUCCCUGGUUUUGUAGGAAGUGUGAAUCACAAGAGAGAGCAGCUAGAGUUAGGUGUGAACUAUGCCCUUUAAAAGAUGGUGCGUUAAAAAGGACUGACAAUGGAGGCUGGUGUCAUGUGGUCUGUGCAUUGUUCAUUCCUGAGGCAUGGUUUGCCAAUGUACAGACGAUGGAAAGGAUUAUGCUAAAAAAUGUGCCACCAGACAGGUUUAACAGGAUGUGCUAUAUCUGUGAGGAGAACGGCAAAGAGUUGUCAAAGGCUUCAUCUGGUGCUUGCAUGCAGUGUAAUAAAAAUGGAUGCAAACAAAACUUCCACGUGACAUGUGCCCAGGCCCAAGGGUUGCUGUGUGAGGAGUCUGGUAGCUAUGGAAACAAUGUGAAAUACUGCGGCUACUGCAACCAUCACUACAAGAAGUUGAAAAAAGAUGCCAACAUCAAGACCAUUCCUGCCUUCAAGCCCAUUCCGUCUGAUCAGGCCACACCGGAGUCCACCCCUGAGAAAGCCAGCAAUGAGCCGAGAGUGAACAUCUCUGCGGAACACAAGAACCGCGAGUCUAGCGCGGCAAGGCAAUUAUCAGGGGCUGUGACUACAGACGGCAGGACAAGUGUGCGCUCAUCCGGGGAGAAAAAGGGAUCCGUAUUGCUCAACACUGGGAGGGACUCAGACUCAAAAUAUGGUCUGGAUUCAGCUCCCUCGUCGGUCAAUCCGCCUUCCACCACAUCGAUGUCUCAAUCCUCCUCAUCGUCAUCAUUAGCCACAAUGUCAGCAGCGACGUCUGAAGCCACAAAAUCGGCAACGGAGACCGUUACUGUGCUGACGUCUACAUCUGACAGGGGCAAAUUGUUCUCCCCUUUGCCUGAAUGGCAGGCAAAUAUCCCUGUCACAACUCAGUCAUCGUUCCCCACGUCGCUGGAUGGUAUAUCGAGCAUGGUGUUCAGCCACGCCUCCACUCCCACCACUGACUCGGACCCCCUGCAGGCUGGUAAACCCAAGAGAUCCAGAACUGGGUCCAUUGAAAAGGAGAGGAAGGCUGUAUUGAGGAACAAGACCACUAAACAGAGGACUCUAAGGAAGACCUCAGUGUCUACCAAUGAGGAGGGGGAAGGGGUGUCUCCACCUGUCUCCAAACGCUCGCGGAAAAAGUCUGGAGCUGCACAGGCUACAGCGACGACAGUGGCCGUUACAGCGACAGCAACAGUAACAACGGCAGCCUCUAGCAGUACGACAUUGGGGCCUCAGAAUUUCAACGUUUUUGGUGGGGAACCUCGUUUUCUUAACCCGAUUUCAAGACCACCAGUUACACAUAGUGAAACUGCUCUCCGGUGUUCAAACCUACCAAGCAUGGAAACAGGGCCCAGUUCUCUUGCUGAUUUUAAGGAGCGUUUUUCAAAUGGACCUAUGAUGGGUCCCAGUCUUCCAUUCUUUCCCAGUCGAUUCCAGACAUCCCAGGCUCCCAUCAAAAAGGACGAAAGUGAAACUCCAAGCAGUAUGGAGGAGCUGCUAGAGAGACAGUGGGAGCAGGGCUCUCAUUUUUUGAUGGAACAGGGCCAGCACUUUGAUAUUGCCUCUUUGUUAAGUUGCCUUUACAAGCUGAGGACGGAGAAUCGUCGUCUGGAGGAACACUGUCGCAAUCUGGUAUCACGUCGUGAUCACCUGCUGGCCGUCAAUGCCCGCCUCACCCUGCCUUUGUCUUUAACUCAGCCUGCAAGUACAGGGACGGUUCAGAUGACUCUUCCAAAGGAGGAGUCCACCCUAAAACGCAUGGAGACCAGUACCAUGUCAACUGAAGAGGGAAGCAGCCCGAUAAAUGUGGUGGAUACAAGUGGGAGUGGGAAUGCAUGUGGGAACAGCCCUGUACCAGCAAGUAAUGAACUGCUGAGACAUCAGCUGUUCUAUUCAACCCCUAUGUCUCAGAUUUCAAAAGAUGAUAAAAUUCAUUCUUCGGCACAACAAUCAAAUACUCCUUCUAAAGACAAAACUUGAAAGUGGGAAUUUUAACACUGUACAGGGUAACUUAUAUCAGAGGAAGAUACAUCUUCUUCAACAAGAAGGACAUUCAAGCAUUCCAGUCCUGUUCUGAAAUGCAUGGACGCAAACAACUUUCUAAUGGAGAGUAAAAGGGGAACAGA